Peronospora matthiolae is the source of this 321-nucleotide messenger RNA. The record is from the annotation of a GenBank genome assembly. Lineage: Eukaryota; Oomycota; Peronosporomycetes; Peronosporales; Peronosporaceae.
AUGCACCUCCUUGCCGAGAGCAUUGAGGACCUAAAAAUGCAGCAGCAGAUGUUGCACGCCUUGUUGGACGACCUCAGACGCAGCUCAAGAUGCUGCUGCGAGUCAGACGGGCGUUGCUCGAAGACGACGCGGAAUCUGGACUUGACCGUUUUAGGCACUUCAACUCGAGGACAUGUCUCAAAUGUACGGGAUGCAGCGGAGGAGUACGUGGAGUGGAAAGUCCAAGUCAAUACAAGAGUGAAGCAGGAGGUGGAUCUUAUUGACAUGGGUACACAGAGCCGUCUAUUGGGACGUUGCGAGCAAGAACUACCAGGUUUCUAG